Molecule: messenger RNA, 4311 nt
Organism: Cannabis sativa
Lineage: Eukaryota; Viridiplantae; Streptophyta; Magnoliopsida; Rosales; Cannabaceae
Product: protein transport protein SEC24 A
Exons: 15
Coding region: 646-3717 (1023 amino acids)
Biological process (GO): endoplasmic reticulum to Golgi vesicle-mediated transport; COPII-coated vesicle cargo loading; intracellular protein transport
Cellular component (GO): endoplasmic reticulum exit site; COPII vesicle coat
Molecular function (GO): zinc ion binding; SNARE binding
Source: RefSeq, a predicted model, not a curated record
UUAAAAACCAAAAUAAAGAAAAAAAAAUACAAAAAAUAAAGCAAAUAUAAAAAAUAUUAAAAAAAAAAAACAAAACCUUAAUUAUUAUCAGAUCCCUCUCUCGCUCUCGCUCGUACUCUCUCUCACCUCACCUCUUUGAAGCCGCUGCCCACUGCUCCGAGAGUGGACGACGACGGUGAUUCGCUGCCAAGCGAUUUGACGACGACGGAGACGGCAACAACUUCUCCCCUACUCGCUUACGACGACGGCUAUCUCCUCCCUAAGUCGCCGACGACUUCUUCACCAACGACGGAAGCGACACAGCUCCUCUCUCGCAAACGGCAGCAACUCAGAUCGGAGAUCGGAGAUCGGACACGAGGAAUUCUGUUUCAUUCAUUGCCGGAUUAACAAUUACUUCACUCACAAUAGCUACUCUACUUAAAUUAUCAACCUUAGAUCGGAGAUCGGGGAGUAGGAACUCCCUUUCACUCAUUUGUCGCGGAUAAACAAUUACUCCACUCACAACAGGAGUAGGUGGCCAUAUAAGUGUAGCUAUCACGGUUAUGAUAUAUUUUAUGAGUGAAACCAAUUGGCACUGACGAUCUUGGGCAUUUGAAGUUAUUUGCAAGACCCACCGCUGCACCUUUUGCCUGUAAUUCUUCAACUAUGACGCCCUUUCAAUCAUCUGGGCCUUUGGUGGGAUCAGAUAACUCAGGUUUGAGACCCAAUACUCCAUUAGUUCCACAAUCUACAACACCUUUUUCAUCAUAUGGGCCUGUGGUUGGAUCUGAGUCCUCUAGUUAUGUUCGUCCUCCACCAAUGGCCCCACAGACAAACAUUCCCCAGGCUUCUAGUUUUAGACCUGCUCCACCAGCUAGGUUUAAUGACCCAUCUGUGCCACCUCCACCAACGUCAUAUGCCCCUACACCUGCUGGACCUUUCCCAACGCCACAAUUUCCCUCAAAUCAACCACCUCCUUCUCGGCCUGUUAUUGGAAGCCGGCCCCCAUUUCAACCUCCUGCAGCUCAAGUGCCUCCUCCACAACUUCCACUUCAUCCACAACAGCAAAUACCGUUGGUGCCAAUGGGAUCUCCCCCUCAAAAUAUGAAUUAUGUACCAGGAACAGGAAGAACAAAUAUUCCGCAGCCUUCAUCUGAUUCAUCAUUUCCUGCUCUCAGGCCAAAUUCCCAACCGUCAUUUCCUGGAUAUGUUCGUCAACAAUCUAGUGCAGAUUCACCAGCGCCACCUGUCCAGUCUCCGUUUCUUUCUAAGCAGGGAAGUGCACCUUUCCAAACUACACCUCCCUCUUUUGCUACGCACCAAGCUGGUUAUGCUGCUUCUCCACCUGUUGCAGCUCCCAUGGGAUUACAGACGAGGGAUCGUAUGCAACAUUCAAGUUUAGGACCUCCUGCUGGUUCCUUGCAAGGCUUGGUAGAGGACUUUAACUCACUAUCUAUUGGAUCCAGUCCUGGGUCAAUUGAACCUGGAGUUGAUCUCAACGCUUUGCCAAGACCAUUGGAUGGUGAUAUGGAACCAAAAUUGUUUAAUGAAAUGUAUCCAUCAAACUGCAGUUCUAGAUUUCUACGCCUAACAACUAGUGGAAUACCAAGUUCCCAAUCCUUAGCUUCAAGAUGGCACUUGCCUCUUGGAGCAGUUGUUUGUCCACUUGCAGAAGCACCAGAUGGGGAUGAGGUGCCAGUAAUUAAUUUUUCCAAUUCUGGCAUUGUUCGAUGUAGAAGAUGUCGUACAUAUGUGAAUCCGUAUGUGACAUUUACAGAUGCUGGAAGAAAGUGGCGAUGUAACAUGUGCUCUUUACUUAAUGAUGUUCCUGGUGAGUAUUUUGCUCAUUUGGAUUCCACUGGAAAAAGAGUGGAUUUGGAUCAGCGACCUGAGCUUACACGUGGUAGUGUGGAGUUUGUUGCUCCAACAGAAUAUAUGGUCCGGCCGCCAAUGCCGCCAUUGUAUUUUUUUCUCAUUGAUGUUUCUGUAUCUGCAGUUAGAAGUGGUAUGAUUGAGGUUGUAGCCAAAACCAUCAGGUCAUGCUUGGAUCAGUUGCCUGGCUUCCCUAGAACACAAAUUGGGUUUGCAACUUAUGACAGCACAAUACAUUUUUAUAAUCUGAAGUCAUCUUUGACUCAGCCUCAAAUGAUGGUGGUCUCUGAUCUGGAUGACAUAUUUGUACCAUUGCCAGAUGAUCUUCUUGUCAACUUAUCAGAAUCUAGAAGUGUGGUGGAAGCAUUUCUCGAUAGCUUACCAUCUAUGUUCCAGGACAAUUUAAACAUUGAAUCUGCUUUUGGUCCAGCCCUUAAGGCUUCUUUAUUGCUUAUGAGGCAACUUGGGGGGAAAUUGUUAAUUUUCCAAAACACAUUGCCAUCUCUUGGAAUUGGCCGCUUGAAGUUGCGGGGAGAUGAUCUACGUGUGUAUGGAACAGAUAAAGAACAUGUGUUAAGACUUCCUGAAGAUCCAUUCUACAAGCAGAUGGCUGCAGAAUUCACAAAAUUCCAGAUAGGGGUGAAUUUAUAUGCAUUCAGUGACAAGUAUACCGAUAUAGCCUCAUUAGGUGCUUUGGCAAAGUAUACUGGAGGUCAAGUGAAUUUCUAUCCAAACUUUCAAUCAUCCAUUCAUGGAGAGAAACUAAGACAUGAGUUAGCCAGAGACCUUACUCGGGAAACUGCUUGGGAAGCUGUCUUACGUAUACGUGUUGGAAAAGGAGUCCGCUUCACGUCAUAUCAUGGGAACUUUAUGCUACGGUCUACCGAUUUAAUAGCACUUCCAGCUGUUGAUUGUGACAAAGCGUUUGCGAUGCAGUUCUCUCUUGAGGAGGCUUUAUUAACUACACAGACAGUUUAUUUCCAAGUUGCCUUGCUAUACACAGCAUCUUGUGGUGAGAGACGUAUUAGAGUUCUUACUGCAGCUGCACCAGUAGUUCCAGAUCUUGGGGAGAUGUAUCGUCAUGCAGAUACUGGUGCUAUAGUCACCCUGCUUUCAAGGCUAGCAAUUGAGAAAACAUUGUCCAGUAAGCUUGAAGAUGCUCGUAGCAGUUUGCAACUAAGAAUUGUGAAGGCCCUUAAAGAGUACCGAAAUCUUCACUCUGUGCAACAUCGCUUGGGAGGGAGGAUCAUAUAUCCUGAAUCUCUGAAAUUCUUGUUGUUGUAUGGUUUGGCACUUACUAAGUCAACAACUCUUCGUGGAGGGUAUGCUGAUGUUACACUGGAUGAACGCUGUGCAGCAGGUUUCACAAUGAUGGUUUUGCCAGUAAAAAACCUGUUAAAACUUCUAUAUCCUAGUUUAAUUCGAGUUGAUGAGCAUCUUUUGAAGAGCUCUGGUCAUGAUGACCUCACAAGCAUUGAGAAACGGUUGCCGCUCACUGCUGCAAGCUUGGAUUCCAGGGGUCUUUAUUUAUGUGAUGACGGUUUCCGUUUCAUUCUUUGGUUUGGCAGAGUACUUUCACCUGAUAUAGCUAUGAAUUUACUUGGGCCAGAUUGUGCAGCUGAGUUGUCAAAGGUUAUCCUUGGUGAGCAUGGUAAUGAAAUGUCGAGAAAGUUGAUGAGGAUGCUUAAUAAACUUAGAGAAAGCGAUUCUUCAUAUUAUCAGUUAUGUCAGCUUGUAAGACAAGGUGAACAACCCCGGGAAGGUGUCCUUUUCCUUUCGAAUCUUGUUGAGGACCCAAUUGGGGGUACCAAUGGUUAUGUUGAAUGGGUUCUACAGAUUCACCGGCAAGUCCAGCAAAAUCCUUAACUCUUUCAGGUUAGUUCUAUUUAUUUUUUAUGUUACAUCAGAUUAAUAUUGGUUUAUCAAGCUUCUUCCAUGGGGAAUGUGAUUGGAGUAAACUGAAUUUUGGACAGCUUUUUCGGUUUGAAGCAGGAUGAUGCAAUAAUUGGGGGACAUAUUUUAGUGAUAUAUAAUCUUUGGCCACAGUAGUCUUCACAUUGAGAAGAAGAAACACAACAUUUUUGCUUGUCUUAUAUACUUACUUGAUCUCUUCUCCUUCCUUUCUUCAUCUUCUCCUUCUCCUUAUUAACUCCCUCUCUCUCUCUCUCUAAGAUGGAAUAGCACUUAUUGCUCUGCCUCUAUAUUUCGGCUAUGGAGGAAAAAUGAGAGAGUUUAGGGUUCUCUAAUGUUCUAUUUAGGGGAUGUUUGGUAUGGGAAAUUCAAAAUUUUCACUUUACUGGGAAAGCUUAAGAGAGUAAUCUGAAGUUAUUGUAUUUGGUUGUGCAUUGGAAUCUUAUUGUGAUUCCUAUGAAUAUUAGUUUUAUGUAUUUGGUUGGGUAUGGAAAUUUGUUUAUUUUUAAUGUUUUUUAGAAAUUAAUAAAUACUUUUUUUUGGUCAAAA